Molecule: messenger RNA, 2292 nt
Organism: Capronia epimyces CBS 606.96
Lineage: Eukaryota; Fungi; Ascomycota; Eurotiomycetes; Chaetothyriales; Herpotrichiellaceae
Exons: 2
Coding region: 1-2292 (763 amino acids)
Source: RefSeq, a predicted model, not a curated record
AUGUCCUCACUCGUCCGUCCCAAGGAUGCACCACAGAUCCAGCCACGAAAUCCCCUGGCUCGACCAGGCCCUAUACCAAACAUCAGACUAGAGGCCUUAUACACCGAGCGAGCACCAUAUUUGGUGGUAAGGGAGGAUUCGUCGUCAACUUCGGACAGUGCAACGAGCAGUGCGUCCUGUGGCCCUCAUGAUAGCUCCGGGGCCUGUAAAAAGUCUUCUGAUUCUGGUGGUUCGAACAACACUUUGCCGAUUGUCCUAGGAGUGAUCAUCCCUUUGGGCAUCGCCCUUCUGGUCCUAAUAUUUCUGCACCGCCGACAUGUGAGGAAGUUGAGAAGAGAGGAUGCAGACGACAAACACAAGUCUCUCGAUUUUGGGCUUGGCGAUACACAUCAAGGGGCGGGCAAGAAGAAUCGUCGGAAGGGGCCAGAAAUGACCAUGAGUGAGACGAAGGGGGUCAGUCGCCGCGGACAAGGAUUGUCAUUGGAUUUGGGCAUGCACAACCCAUAUCUUCUGCCACCCGAACUCCAGCAGUCUCGGGAGUCACUGCAUUCACUCUCCCGCUCCAUGAACACCGGCGACGACAAGUACCGGGCUACCACAUUCAUUCCAGACGAUGGGUCUAUACGGCCGCCUUCGAGUUUAAGGAGUCCCAUCGAUGAUUCGUCCAGCUACACAGGAUCGUCUAGCCGCAGAUUUCAACCCGACUCGAAACAAAACCUGCUGCGCAAUGCACAGGACAACCCGGUGGGAGCCCCUUUGAGUCGCAUGUCAACGAACUCCGUCCAAAGUGCUUCAGCCAUUUCUUUACCCGCCGGCACUAGAACCAUAGCGCAGGCGAACAACAACAAUUUGCUUACCCCUGCGACGGCAGAGCCCAUCCGUGACUCAUACGUGAGUACUGCUAGCAGCAAUGGAGCUGUGAAUGCUUUAAGGGCUAGCAACAACUAUCUGGGUCGGUUUAUCAGCGGAGGGAACAAGGCCGAGUCUCCCAAAAAAGAACCCACUACCACAGUGACAGAAAUCACAGUUGAACCACCAUCCGAAGACAUACGGGCCCCUCCGCCUGCGAUUGUCAAGGAUGCUCCCGUUGCACCUCCUACCAUCCUAUUACCCCAGAAUAACUCGGCACCCACUAUCAGUUUGGAUGGCCCAGAUUCUCGACAGCCGAGACUACCCCAACUCAGCUUCAUUGAUUCUCAAGGCAACAAGCAAAGUUCGGUCGAGCUUGAGAAGCCUCUCGAAAUAGUUCCCGACAGCCCUAAAGGCGCGCCUCAACAUUUCGAAGCCCCUUCGACGGAUCUCAGCCCCUUGACACAGGCUACCCAAAGUCGGUCAAAUCAUCCGGACGAGCAAACCUCGGUGGACGAAGUUGACUACUACGAUGAAUACGAAGACUAUGGAUCUCAAGAUCACCAACACGACGGUCUUGAAGAGUAUCAGCACUACCAAGAUUAUGUUGACUAUGAUCCCCGUCGACUGACGAUGGGUGUGAGACCUUUGCCUCCGGAUGACCCGAGUGAGAACCCGGAACAACGAGCCAACCGCAUCAGAUCAUUCUACAAGGAGUAUUUUGAUGAUACAAAGCCACAGAGUUCUUUCCAGAACGGACAGUACUAUGAUGGCGCUGAAGAUUACUACGACACAUACGGCUCAGGAGGCCACUACGAUCAAAGCGGUGUUUACCCACCUCACAGGCAGCCACAGAACGGCGUUCAUGGAAGACAUCGUGCGACGGUGUCAAACGGAAGUUAUAUAUCGGGACCUAGAGCAUUUUCAUCUGCUUCAGGCAGGUAUGGAGGACGUCCUCCUCACCUGACACCUAAGAGAAAGUUACCACCGCCCACGCCGCUGAAUCUUCUGCCCACUCCUCAUUUACUGAAAGAGGACACGGUUCUACCGAUCGAUUUUGCCCCGCCCCAGAGAUUUCAAGCGCAGAGGGCCGGUACGCCUGACAGUCUUCGAGGAGGGCUCAGACCGUUUUCUCCUGCCGCGAGACCUCAUGUACCGCUAGUAUCGUCUUUUGAUGAUCUGGCGGUGCUACCCAGCCCUCAUGCUCUGAGAAAGUCAUCGACCUUUACAGCCCUCGAUUUUGCACCACCACGAGGUCCAAUGGGGGUAGAUACAAUGAGUGAAACAGGCAGCAUCCGGAGCAAUCGAUCCGGAGUAUCAGCAAUGCAUCUGCAUAACAUUCGCAAGGGAGCCUACCGAGUCAGCCGGAUUCCUAAGGAGGUUGCAGGGACCAAGGACGAGCUGGCCACAGCGCUGAAGCCGCAGUGGAAUCUGAAUCGGUGA